Gasterosteus aculeatus aculeatus (three-spined stickleback) is the source of this 1247-nucleotide messenger RNA. RefSeq names its product SH2 domain-containing protein 1A-like. The record is from RefSeq and is a predicted model, not a curated record. Lineage: Eukaryota; Metazoa; Chordata; Actinopteri; Perciformes; Gasterosteidae. Gene Ontology annotation, biological process: regulation of immune response; regulation of signal transduction.
AAUGGAGAGUGACUGAUUGGAAGGGGUCAUCAGCGGUUCACCGUGGUGGGCGGUGGAACAAGACGCUAAUUUUCAAACCCCCCUGAAAAAGUAGGCCAAGAUAGAAGAAGAAAUGCUUCCACUUUUGCUCAUCAUUCGACCGCGACAAAGUGCACCGUGUGCACGGUGCAUCUGCAAAAGGUGUGAAAACCAGAGGUGCUUUUCCUGUUCCGCGCUCCUUCAGCCGCUCGCCUGCCGCUGCUGCUCACACGUUGGAAGGCAGCGACAUGGACAGGGAGGGGAUGCUGGUCCGCUCCAUCUACUACGGGCGAAUAGGGAGCGACGCCACGGAGAGGCUGCUGGAGAGAUUUGGACACGACGGCAGCUUCCUGCUGAGAGACAGCGAGACCGUGGAGGGGGCGUACUGCCUGUGUGUGAGGAAAGCGCCGUUCGUACACACAUACAGGCUGAUCCGCUCGACCGAGGGCUGGUUCCUCCAGGACCCGGGGGUCAGAAUGCAGAGUUUUGGGACUCUUGAAAGACUGAUAGAGAAUUACAGGCGGAGUUGCGGCUCUGAUGUCGGCGUAGCCCCCCUCACACAACCGCUGGACAAAACGCAGCUGCAAUACAGCAGCUUUGGACGAGAGUUUUUGUACAUGGAAAUGUGAAUCCGCAGCAGCUCAGUCGCCCAUCAUCAGUCGGAAUAACAAGAUGGCGGAAACCAGCAUUUGGUGGGAAAGAAAAGGCUCUUUGCACUGGUCACAUGUCUCUUCCUCCUCAGUGUCAGUCAGAAAUAUAUAUUAUAUAUAGAUAUAAUUAUGCUCACAUUGUUACAAUGUCAGGCCACUUUGCACAAAGUACUCAACGUUGUUUCUCAACGCGUGUGGGAACAAAACCAACAGAUGCAAACAUAUCGCACACAAUCUCUCUUCUGUGGUGUUUUGUGUCAUGUGAGAAGAUAUUCUUUGUUUUUCGUCUGCUCGGGAGGCGAGUACAGUGAUUCAUGUGAUGCGUGCGGUUUGUCGUGGAUCUCAUCUGUUUGAAGCCACUAGCAGAACAACACAGGAAAUGUAGAAAUGCCGGAAAGGCGGGUCACAAACCAUCAGCUCAUCCUGAGACUUCAUUCGUUCAACGGCAGGUUCUCCUCAGUCCUGCUCGCCACCCGGCCUUCAUUUACAGGCCGUGUUGAGUGUUUAGUGCUUUGAGUCCUCGGCCACUAUUCCAGCCUACGUCUGACAAUACAAAUAAACGUUGAUGUUUCUCUCUGA